Molecule: messenger RNA, 1350 nt
Organism: Dissoconium aciculare CBS 342.82
Lineage: Eukaryota; Fungi; Ascomycota; Dothideomycetes; Mycosphaerellales; Dissoconiaceae
Product: Glyoxalase/Bleomycin resistance protein/Dihydroxybiphenyl dioxygenase
Exons: 3
Coding region: 54-1151 (365 amino acids)
Biological process (GO): L-methylmalonyl-CoA metabolic process
Cellular component (GO): mitochondrion
Molecular function (GO): methylmalonyl-CoA epimerase activity
Source: RefSeq, a predicted model, not a curated record
CUUCAAAGAGCGUCGAACACGAUUACGCAUCACUGCGUCUCUCUGGAAUCCCAAUGUCGCUAGUCCUCGGAGCUGCAGUUACCAUACUCUCUGCGCUUCCUCGUUCUAUCAGCGAGUCUAUAAUUCAUUUCGCAAAUAUGAGGAUGCCGGACGUGAAGAAUGAUCCUUCCAAAGUCCAAUUGGUUCGACUCGGCCAUGUGAGCUUCGAGCACCCGGAUCUGGAGAAGUUCAAAGAGUUCGCCAAAGAUUUUGGUUUCGUGGAAGAAAGGGUGGAGGAAGACCGGGUAUACUACCGUGGCUAUGGCAUCGACCCUUUUCUUUACGUCGCAAUUCAGAGCAAGACGAAACAGCCAAAAUUCCAUGGUCCAGCGUUUGUGGCCGCGUCUCAAGCCGAGUUUGACAAGGCAGCCGCUCUUCCAGGUGCUCAAGUGGCAUCUUUGGAACAUACCCCAGGCGGUGGUAGCAUCGUCAGCUUUGAGCGAUCCGACAAGACGAUGUUCCAUGUCAUUUUCGGCCAGAAGGAGCGAGAGAUCGAGACGACCAAAGAACCAAGCGCAACACACGAACAACUCGGCCCGAUGAACACACCAUUCGCGAAGCCCCGGCAAGGUAAAUUCCAGCGGUUCCAUGAAGGUCCUGCGCUUGUGCACAAGCUCGGCCACAUGGGCUACGUUUACCGCGACUUUGACACCGAAGUCAAGUGGUACACAUCAAAUUUCAACUUCGUCCCAAGCGACAUCUUACAUCAUUGGGACUUCUCAAAUAUGGAUGUUCUUGCAUUCAUGCAUCUCGAUCUCGGAGAGAAGUACACAGAUCAUCAUGUCCUGUUUCUACAGCGCGCACAACCGGAAGUCAAGCAAAGUUUCAUUCACCACUCUUCGUUUGAGGUAGCAGAUUUCGACACACAGCUAAUUGGCCAUCAAUGGCUGGCCAAAAAGGGUUGGAAGAGCGUAUGGGGCGUCGGGAGGCACGUGUUGGGCAGCCAAAUCUUCGACUAUUGGCAGGAUUCCAGUGGCUUCAAGAUUGAGCAUUACGCAGACGGGGACUUGGUGAACAUCGAUACGCCGACUCAGCGCGACGUAGUUGGACCGUUCUCAAUUUGGGGUCCAGAGGUUCCCAAAGACUUCGCUGAUAACGGUAUAUUCCCGUAGUGUUAUAAUGAUUGAUUGAGGAACCCAUGAAGGUGAAGUCAUUCACUGAUGCGAUAGCGGCGUCGGUCAAGUUGUUGGACGAGGCGUUUCACUCGGCCGGCUUAACAUCGGGGCAGCAAUUUACUUAGUCACCUGGGCAUUGGACAUGCUCAUCGAAUUAGUCAUCGGGAUGGGCCGACUGAUUCAUCGAUUCUUGGAC